Molecule: messenger RNA, 3291 nt
Organism: Homarus americanus (American lobster)
Lineage: Eukaryota; Metazoa; Arthropoda; Malacostraca; Decapoda; Nephropidae
Product: mucin-5AC-like
Exons: 6
Coding region: 1-3291 (1096 amino acids)
Source: RefSeq, a predicted model, not a curated record
AUGUGCCACCCACCCAAGCAAAGGGGAUCCAUAACUUUACAGAGGAACAUCGUCAUCUAUAGUGACAACUUUACACUGACCCCAGCUAUUGGUGCUAAUCAGAAUUUCAUAGUGCAAUCUCUGGGUGCAAUUCACAAGCAUUGUGCAAUGUGCGUGGUAACUGGUUCUGGUGUGGUUCACAAAGUCUCCAUAUCCUCUACAUCAUCUCCAGUCCCUCCACACAGUCUCCAGUCCCUGCACACCGUCUCCAGUCCCUCCACACUGUCUCCAGUCCGUCCACACAGUCUCCAGUACCUCCACACCGUCUCCAGUCCCUCCACACUGUCUCCAGUCCGUCCACACAGUCUCCAGUACCUCCACACAAUCUCCAAUCUCCACACAUUCUCCAGUCCCUCCACACAGUCUCCAUUCCCUCCACAGAGUCUCCAGUCCCUCCAAACAGUCUCCAGUCCCUCCACACAGUCUCUAGACCCCACAGUCUCCAGUCCUCCACACAGUCCCAGUACCUCCACACAGUUUGCAGUCCCUCCACACAGUCUCCAGUCCUCCACACCGUCUCCAGUCCCUCCACACUGUCUCCAGUCCCUCCACAGAUCUCCAGUCCCGCCACACCGUCUCCAGUCCCUCCACACUGUCUCCAGUCCUCCAUCGUCACCAAACCCUCUACACAGUCUCCAGUUCCUCCACACCGUCUCCAGUCCAUCCACACCGUCUCCAAUCUCCUCCACACUGCCUCCAGUCCCUCCACAUCGUCACCAAUCCUCUACAGCCCAGUCCCGCCACACCGUCUCCAGUCCCAGUCCCUCCACACUCUUUAGUCCCUCCACACAGUCUCGAGUCCCUCCACAUAGUCUCCAGUCCCGCCACACCGGCUCCAGUCCCUCCACACUGUCUCCAGUCCCUCCACAACGUCACCAAUCCCCACAGUCUCCAGUCCCACACCGUCUCCAGUCCCUCCACACCGUCUCCAGUCCCUCCACACUGUCUCCAGUCUCUCCACAUCGUCACCAAUCCCCCACACAGUCUCCAGUCCCGCACACCGUCUCCAGUCCCUCCACACUUUCCAGUCCCGCCACACCGUCUCCAGUCCCUCCCCACAUCACCAACCCUCACACAGUCUCCAGUCCCGCCACACCGUCUCCAGUCCCGCCACACCGUCUCCAGUCCCUCCACAUCGUCACCAAUCCCUCCACAGUCUCCAGUCCUGCCACACUGUCUCCAGUCCGUCCACACAGUCUAGUCACUCCACACCGUCUCCAGUCACCCAACACUGUCUCCGGUCCGUCCACACUGUCUCCAGUCCUCCCAUUCGUCACAUCCCCACACAGUCUCCAGUCCUGCCACACCCCCAGUCCCUCCACACCGUCUCCAGUCCUCCACACUGUCUCCAGUCCCUCCACACGUCACCAAUCUCUAAACAGUCUCCAGUCCCGCCACACCGUCUCCAGUUCCGCCACUGCUCAGUCCCGCCACACCGUCUCCAGUCCCUCCACAUCGUCACUCCCCCACACAGUCUCCAGUCCUGCCACACUGUCUCCAGUCCGUCCACACAGUCUCCAGCACCUCCACACUGGUUCCACACUGUCUCGGUCCGUCCACACUGUCCAGUCCUUCCACACCAAUCCCCUACAGUCUCAGUCCCACACACCGUCUCCAGUCCCUCCACACUGUCUUCAGUCCCUCCACACACUGAGUCCUCCACAUCGUCACCAACCCCCACACAGUCUCCAGUCCCACACCGUCUCCAGUCCCGCCACACCGUCUCCAGUCCCUCCAGUCCUCCACACGUCUUCCAGUCCGUCCACACAGUCUCCAGUCCUUCACACGUCUCAGUCGCUCCACACUGUCUCCAGUCCGUCCACACACUCCAGUACCUCCACACCGUCUCCAGUCCUCCACACUGUCUCCAGUCCCUCCACACAGUCUCCAGAUCCUCCACACCCUCCAAACCCCCACACAGUCUCCAGAUCCUGCACACAAUCUCCAUUCCCCACACCGUCUCCAGUCCCUCCACACCGUCUCCAGUCCUCUACACAACUCCAGUCUCCACAUAGCUCCAGUCCCUCCACACUGUCCCAGUCCCUCUACACAAUUUCAGUCCCUCCACAUAGUCUCCAGUCCUCCACCCGUCUCAAUCCCUCCACACAGUCUCCAGUCCCCACACAAUCUCCAGUCCCUCUACACAAUCUCCAGUCCUCCACACAGUCUCCAGUCCUUCUACACAAUUCCAGUCCCUCCACCCCGUCUCCAGUCCAUCCACACCGUCUCCAGUCCCACACGAUGUUUCCAGUCCCUGCACACAGUCUCCACAUCUCCACACCGUCCCAGUCCUCCACACACUGUCUCCAGUCCGUCCACACCGUCCCAGUCCCCUCACACAAUCUCCAGUCCCUCCACACCGUCUCCAGUCCAUCCACCUCUCCAGUUCUCCACACAGUCUCCAGUCCAUCCACACAGUCUCCAGUGCCUCCACAAAGUCUCCAAACCUCCAUAUCGUCUCAGUUCCUCCACACGUCUCCACCUCCCACCGUCUCAAACCCUCCAACCGUUCCAGUCCCUGCACACAGCCGCCAGUCCUCUACACAAUCUCCAAUCUCUCAAACAGUUCCAGUCCCUCCACACAGCUCCAGUCCCUCCACACAGCCGCCAGUCUCUCCACACAGUCUCCAGUCCCCUACACAAUCUCCAAUCUCUUCUCCAGUCCCUCCACACCGUCUCCAGUCCCUCCACACAGCCGCCAGUCCCUCCACACAGCAGGCCAGUCCCUCCACACGACCACCAGUUCCUCCACACAGCGCCAGUUCUCUCCACAUAGCCAGGCCCUCCACACCGUCUCCAGUCCUCCACACAGUCUCACAAACAGCCACCAGUCCUCCACGUAGCCACCAGUCCCACCACACCGUCCCAGUUCCUCCACACAGCCACCAGUCUCACACAGCCACCAGUCCUCCACACCGUCUCCAGUCUUCACACCGUCUCCAGUCCCUUCACACCGUCUCCAGUCCCUCCUCCGUCUCCAGUCCCUCCACCGUCUCCAGUCCUCCACACCGUCUCCAGUCCUCCACACCGUCUCCAGUCCUCCAACUGUCUCCAGUCCCUGCACUCCGGCUCCAGUCCCUCCACACUGUCUUUAGCCCCUCCACCCGUCUCCAGUCCUCCAUACCUGUCUCCAGUCCCUCCACACAGCCACCAGUCCCUCCACCCCGUCUCCAGUCCCUCCCCAACAGCCAGCAGUUCCUCCACUCCGUCUCCAGUUCCUCCACACCUCCAGUCCCUCCACACCGUCGCUAA